Messenger RNA from Soboliphyme baturini, 363 nucleotides. NCBI's taxonomy places the organism in Eukaryota, Metazoa, Nematoda, Enoplea, Dioctophymatida, Soboliphymatidae. The record is from the annotation of a GenBank genome assembly.
AUGGACGUCACCGCUGCAGUAGCCGAAAGAGAUAGAGGUCGAGCGGAGGGAGAAAGCCGAACUGCAACCGGAACGGAAGUUAUCUGGAGGCUAUCGUGCCACCGGCCGGCCGGAUCAGAGGUAGCACCAGCCGGCAGUGGGGCGGGGGUACGGGGCGGGGGUGGGGGUACGAAAGCGGUGAGGUGUGUUCUCACAUCGACGCCGAGUGAAAAUCAACGUUGCAUGUGCGUCGCGUCGUCCGCCGCCGCGCGGCGCAUUUCGACGGAUGUGCUGCUCGUGGCCGAGGUGAGGUGGCAGUGGCGGAUGCGACGACGGUGCCGGGGCGGCGGCAGUGGCUCAUCGGCGACAGCAACCCUCAGCUAA